AUGAGUUUAAGUGAUUUUGGGCACAAAAUAUCUCAAAGUAAAGCACUUCUAUUAUCACCGGAUCAUUGCUAUAACGGACACUCGACACUACAGGCGUCCACAUUAUGGUCCAAAUUAGACACUUUGAAUGAUGUGAACAGAAUCGCCAACUUAUGGCUGUUGACACUCGAGAAACAAGGCUGUCAUCACUUAAUCAGUUCCGGAUCGCACGGCGUUAUGCAGGCAAUGAUCUUAAGUAUGGCAUCGCUUCAGUUCACGAAACAUCACUUGGAGUUCAAUACACAUCCAAAUGAAUUACACAGAAAUUAUUACAUCCGAAGAAUUAUUUACGGAAACGAAACACUCAUUAACAUAACGGUUGCGCUUCAGGACAACAAUAAGGCGCAGAUCUAUGUCUCUCUCGACAAGAAGGCAAACAACAAACAGUUCUUUGCCUGCGAUGCCGGCUGUCUGGACGCGCCCGUCAGUUUAAGUCUUAUUCCGAAAGAAUUUCCCGUCAAGAAGACGGAACCGUUGACAGCAAUCCUAUACAUAACACCAGACGAACAACACAUUAAAGAACUAAAGCAUACCAUUCAUGUGAAAGAGAUCGCAGAAGCGCCGGCACACGAACACGAGGUUCUGGCAGUGCAUCGAUUCGGCACCAGUUAUGGCGGACUUCCCACCAUAUUCUGGAUUCUCAUUAUAUUCCUAAUCGUGAUAUUUCACAUAUUUCUGGNAGAGAUCGCAGAAGCGCCGGCACACGAACACGAGGUUCUGGCAGUGCAUCGAUUCGGCACCAGUUAUGGCGGACUUCCCACCAUAUUCUGGAUUCUCAUUAUAUUCCUAAUCGUGAUAUUUCACAUAUUUCUGGCCAAACUUAUUUAUAACGAGUAUUGCGGCGCUUCUGCUUCGUCCGUGCCUUAUGAGCGCCACAGACAGGGAAGUAUUUAA
This is a messenger RNA of Oppiella nova, 933 nucleotides long. NCBI's taxonomy places the organism in Eukaryota, Metazoa, Arthropoda, Arachnida, Sarcoptiformes, Oppiidae. The record is from the annotation of a GenBank genome assembly.